Messenger RNA from Pseudozyma flocculosa PF-1, 3087 nucleotides. RefSeq lists its product as uncharacterized. Gene Ontology annotation, molecular function: ATP-dependent DNA damage sensor activity; ATP hydrolysis activity; ATP binding. NCBI's taxonomy places the organism in Eukaryota, Fungi, Basidiomycota, Ustilaginomycetes, Ustilaginales, Ustilaginaceae. Bases 1 to 3087 code for a protein of 1028 amino acids. Gene Ontology annotation, cellular component: mismatch repair complex. The transcript is spliced from 3 exons. The record is from RefSeq and is a predicted model, not a curated record. Gene Ontology annotation, biological process: mismatch repair.
AUGUCCUCGACGGACAAUUCCCGUAUCCAAGAGCUAGAUGGACCAACAAGGGGUAGUCUUCGGGCCAGCCUCGUCCUCCUGUCGCCGGCGCGCAUCGUCGAAGAGCUCGUCCGCAACUCGAUCAGCGCAUGUGCCAGACGCAGCGGCCAGCCUCCAGGCCCAGAUCAGAGCCUUGCAGGGGCCGAUAGGAGCGUGGCGGGCACCAUAGUGGUCGCGAUCGACUUUCGGACCUGGUCGAUCACCGUCCGAGACGACGGCAUCGGCUUUCCUUCGACCUCGGCGUUGGCCUUGGCGCCUCCACGGGCUCACACGGCGACGGACGGGCCGACCCUGAAGCUCGUAUCGUUCCUGGGGCUCGUCCGCAUCCGCUAUAUGCCCAGCUCCGCGGAUGGUGCUCCGACAUGGAACGUUCAAAGGACGGACAUCAGCUGCGUGGUCAAGGACGGCGUAGUCCUGUUCGAAGGCCCAACUCCUACCCUCAGUCCGCGAGCGCAUGUCAUUCACGGCGUCGAAGAAGAUGCCGCUGAGCUCGGACAGCCGCGCCUCCUCAGCACGCGAGGCGGAAGCACGGUAGUCGUGCACGACAUCUUUGGCCAGAUUCCUGUAAGAAGAAAGGCGCUCCGCACCCUCGCGGCGCAGAAGAAAGAGGUUGAUCGCACCAAGGCCCGAAUCGAAGAGCUUGGCCUGCUCCAGCCUGGCAUCGCAUUCCGCCUGCACGCCACCUACGCUAUGCCCUCGUUGCCCUCCGAUCCGACGUCAGUCGUCCCGGCCCAGACGGACAGGAGGGAAGAGGAAAGACUCGUCCUGAGCCUGCCAAAGACGAACUCCCUUGCUGAUCGCUUCGGCGACAUCCAUGGCAGUCAGCUGAUCCGCCCGCGACGUUUGCAAGAGAUCGAAAUCCAUCAGAACUUUCUCCUUGCAGGCGUUAAGGACAGGCGGCCACAGACAGCAGUGACCAUCGGGAGCACCGCGGCGGCCAACUCACGAGUCAGCAGCCGACGCGAGGUCAACGUCGUCAUCGACGGCUUCUUCUCGACUUGGCCGUACGAGGCCGCCGGACCCUCGGCACAGCGCUUGUUCUUCAACCACGAGUGCCUGCCUCCGCUUUCAAGAGGAAGCAGGGGUAUUGGCGACGUGCCCGUCGACGGCUUCGACGACCAUUUCGGCCCGUUGCCACGGAGCCUGAGCGCAGAGCUGAACAAGUACGGCCUUCUCGACGACAGCCACCAGCCGCUCCUGGAGCGAGGCGAAAAGAGGCCCAGGACAAGCGGUGCGAUGCCGGCCUCGACGACGUUCGCGAACCCACAGGAUGCCCACAAGGCACUCGCCUCGAUCUUUCGGCAGAAGCUCGAGGCACUUGGAAAGCUCGUGGACGAUCACCAGGUGGCCUACCUGGUGCGUAUCCGCGUGGAGCCCGUCGGUGCGAACCGGACUGGCACUCCGGCAAAGCAUCGCCUCAGCUUCGGCGCGUUGAUCAAGGCUGUGGAGGCGUCUAUCCUUGGGCCCGCUGCUAGCAAGGCCGAUGACAAAUACACCGCGCAUGAGGGCAAGCGAACAUCACCGUUGGAUGCCACCGCCACCACGUCGAGGAAGAGACUCAAGACGAUCGGUCCAGGCGCUGCCGGGAAUGCCGGAUCGGCUCGGUCAUCUGCUCGCUACGAAGCUCCGCCAGCUCCAGCGGGCAUGAUCGUCUGGACGGAUCCACUCACACAACGCCGGUACUUCGUCGAUGGCAGGACCGGCACGAGCUAUCCGGCCGAUUACCCGCGAUCUACCGUGCUGCAGCGCCCAUCCUCAUCUCCCUCGAACACGACCUCUCGGCGGCAAAGGCCGAUGUCCUCUAGACCGUCGACAGCAGAUCGGACACGCCUGGCCAAAGAGGCUGUUGCGAUCGGUCACGAGCCCGAUCGGCCGCAGUGGCUGCGAGCCACGCUGAGCGGCUGGACGAACCCCGCUUUUGACACGACGCUGCCGAGGCACGACGGCGGCGAGGUGCCCACGUUGAACCGCGACCAUCCGCGGAGGCCGACGUCGACCCGUGGCGCCUCGACCAUGGACGCCGUAAGCACGGCGUUGCGAGCCGGUGGGGUCGACGAAGAUGUGUAUGCGGCACCCUCUCCCUCGUCCUCUCCUCGCAAGCGCAGUGACCGGAAGGAAAGCCGGUUCUUCAUUGCAAGACAGCAGAGCGGAACACGGACAGGGCGUCUGCGGCCGCCCGGCGCCUCUUCUGCAUCUGCUGCAUCAGCUGCCGUCCUCGCGCCCCCGCAGCAACGGACGGGGACCGGAUCGACGUUUGCAGACGUCGAGUCGGCCAUCCCUCACUCGUCGCUGCGACGAGCCCAUGUGAUCGGCCAGGUCGAUGAAAAGUUCAUCGCAUGCCUGCUCGACCUCUCCUUGCCCACCGAGGACAGCGUCGCCGACAUGGCUGGACGACCAGGCCUAAUGCGCUGCGGCGAUGGGUCGCGGACCGCUGCUUCGCCGCUGCUGGUGUGCAUCGACCAGCAUGCGGCCGACGAACGGGUGCGGUACGAGCGCUUCCUGGCCGAGUACGUUGCGGGCUGCCUGGCCGGCGCCAUCGCAUCUGUGCCGAUCCGGCAGGACGACGAGGUGCUAGUAAGCCUCGAUCAGGACCUGGUUGAGGCGCUUUCGUAUCGAUUCGAGGACGUCGACGUCACGAUACAGCAAGAGCUGACGUUUUGGGGCUUCGAAGUUGGCAAGAUCGACAGCAGAGCCGCCGGUCAGAGGUCCGCCGCACGCACCGUCACGGUCGAGAUCCGGUCGAUACCCGAGGUCUGGAGCGACAAGGUGCUGAAGCGCGACGGUCGCAGUCUCGCGGAGCGCGAAGAGGUCAGGGAGGUUGUGCGGUCGCACCUCGUCGCCUUGUCCCACCGCCCCGAGGGUUCUCUAGGCGAGGGACCGACCACCAACGACGAGGCGGCUUCGGUUGUCAUCGCUCAAAGGGUUCCGAGGAAGGUGCGCGAGUGGAUCGCGAGCAAAGCUUGCAGGAGCGCUAUCAGUGAGUGGGCCAUAUCGUUUUGUCUCUCCCUCGUCUUCCUGUUUCGACCGUCGGAUCGGGGACUGACGUAG